Messenger RNA from Coffea arabica (coffee), 1897 nucleotides. Its product is annotated as UBP1-associated protein 2C-like. Gene Ontology annotation, cellular component: nucleus. The record is from RefSeq and is a predicted model, not a curated record. Lineage: Eukaryota; Viridiplantae; Streptophyta; Magnoliopsida; Gentianales; Rubiaceae. Gene Ontology annotation, molecular function: RNA binding.
CCCGUCUAAUUUCCACUUCAAUUCUCGGUCCUGACUCUGACUAGGAUUAGGGUUUUAACAUCUCCUUUUUUUCACUUUCCCUUCCUAUUACAUCAGCAAUGGAUCCGAUUAAGAAGAGGAAGCUCGAUGAAAACGGCGUUCUAUUACACGAUCCAGACGGCGCCGUCGCCGCAGGAAUGGUACCUUUCAAGCUUUCCGUCGAAGACGCGCGUAAAAUCCUCGAACCCUUUUCCCGCGAACAGCUACUCGAGAUCGUCCAAUCAGCCAUCCUUCGCCACGUGGACGUUCUCGACCUAGUACGAUCCAUCGCCGACCGGGACCCAGCACAGAGGAAGCUCUUCAUCCGCGGCCUUGGUUGGGAAACCACGACGGACAAGCUACGAGCUCUCUUCUCCCAAUACGGUGAUCUCGAAGAAGCUGUUGUAAUUCUCGACAAAGUCACUGGAAAAUCGAAAGGUUAUGGCUUUAUCACUUUCAAGCAUAUUGAUGGGGCAAUGGCAGCUCUUAAGGAACCUAGUAAGAAAAUUGAUGGUCGGAUGACGGUUACUCAGCUAGCGGCUGCUGGUGUGUCUGGUGGGCCGGGUGGCGGAGGGGGGAAUAAUCAGGUGGAUGUUUCGGAUAGGAAGAUUUAUGUGGCAAAUGUACCUUAUGAUAUGCCGGCUGAGAGGCUGUUAGCUCAUUUUUCCAUGUAUGGCGAAAUAGAAGAGGGACCAUUAGGCUUUGAUAAGGCAACGGGGAAAUCGAGAGGGUUUGCUUUAUUUGUGUAUAAAACUGCCAAUGCUGCGAGGGCGUCUUUGGUGGAUUCUGUGAAGAAUAUAGAUGGGCAUCAGUUGAACUGUAAACUUGCUAUUGAUGGGAAGAAGAAGCCAGGUCCUGGAGGGCCUCAGGGUGGUAAUGAAGGGAACAAUGAUGGUAUUGGGGUGGGGAUGCCUGGUGGGAUUGCUGCGCAAUAUGGUGGGCACGGUGGAGUUGGUGGUGUAACUGGAUAUAGUGGAUUUUCCGUGCCUUCGGUGGGUGGGAAUCAAUUGAAUUCGUCAUUAGGUAGUGGUGGUGGCGGCGUUGGUGUUGGUGGUCCAGGGAUGUCCGGUAUUGGCAGCCAAGGGAUGGGGUCUAAUUUAGGUGUUAGUGGUGGACUUGGUCCUUAUGGUGGCGGGACGCAUUAUGGUGGGCCUGGUUCUACUGGAUAUGGUGGGUUGGGUGGAGCUGGUGGAGGAUUGAGUGGUGUUGGGAGUGGAGUUGGUGGUGCUGGUCGUGGUUCUUUUUAUGGAUUGCCACCAAGCUCAGGUGGUAUGCCAACUGGAGAUUAUCAACAGGGGGCACACUAUGGCUUAUCUUCGUCUGGAUAUCAAAGCCAGCAUCAUCAGACAGCAGGAACCUCACCAGCUCCCAGAGUUCCAACUGGGGGAAUCUACCAAGGGGUGCCUCCUUACUAUUGAGGUGUGUGAGAGCUUGUUGGCGCAGUUGCUUUUUAUGGUUCUGGUGAUUUCGUGCAGACAAUAUGAACUCUGGCUUCAUGAUUUUGAUUUGCUGUGUAGUUUGGCUCUUCGAUACAUCUGCGCUUCAUGAUGUCAUCAAGUGAAAUGCUAGUAAUCUAAGUGACUGAGUAUUUUGUAUUUCUGAUCUAGAGCUUCUAUGCAAUUUGAGUCUGUACGAACUUAUUUAGAUUGCUAUGUGUUUUUAGGGAAAAAGAUAUGAAUUAGACUUUGACUUUAGUUGUUUGUUUUGCUGCGGGUGCAGCUGACUUUUGCUUAUGGCAUUUGACUUUAAUUGGUUCUGAUCUGUCUUUGGAGCAUCUGCCAUAUGUUUAGAUGCUAUGUUAUUUUUUAUGUAUUUGUUUGCCUUUUUUGGUUUCCUUGUGUAGUAUUCUGUCAAUUAGACAUUGCAUUUACAGUUGUCA